Messenger RNA from Pseudopodoces humilis (Tibetan ground-tit), 2253 nucleotides. NCBI's taxonomy places the organism in Eukaryota, Metazoa, Chordata, Aves, Passeriformes, Paridae. The record is from RefSeq and is a predicted model, not a curated record.
AUGAGACAGUCGUGCUCUUCCCACCGCAGCACGCGAGUUCCAAGGCACGGUGCUCCUCUGGUGAUGCCGCUCAGACCCUGGCGGGAGCCACAGGACAUCCGGGGGUGUCACAGCAGCCGCUCCUCGCAGUCCCUGCUGCCUGAAAGACCAAAGGAAGAAACGGAAUGCCCCCCGACGCCGCGUUCCCGCCCGCACAGCCCCACCGGGCGCCCCGCGCUACUCACGGCGGGGACCGGAGCUGUCCCGGCGGCCGUCCCUGUCCCGUCGGGCUCCUUGGAGCGGGCGGCCUCGGGAGCGCCUUCCGCUUCCCGGGGAGUGGUUUCUGAUUCAGAAGUCUUGAAAAUAUUGAGACAAUGUGAAGAACUUGAGUCAACAUGGAAAAUAAAUGAACGUCAGGCAGAAAUUCAGGGCAACUUCAAAGUUUUAACAGCUGAGAGAGACAAAAUUCUCAAUCUUUAUGAACAGGCAAAGGAGGAGAUUUCCCCACUUUGUCAAGAAGUUAUAAAAUGUCCAAGGACUCCUAAAGCCACAGUUCAAGCUGUAUUAAGACACAUGGAGAUAGAAAGGGAUACAGCACUGUCAGAUUUCCAAAGGAUGCCUGCAGAACAUGUUGGCCUCAGGGAGCAGUUACAGAUUUCCUGAGAAACUUUGUAUGAAAAGGUUCAUUUGGAACAGAGAGUUGAAGAGCUUGAAACUACUGUUCACAAUUUAGAUAGUGAACAGUUAGAACAGAAGUCCAAAGUGGCACUAAUGAAAGACACCACUGAUUCUCUGGAAACUGAGAUGAAAAGAUUGACAAGAAAACUAUUGGAUUCUGAAACUGAGCUGAGUUGACAGGAAGCUGAAUAUUUUUUUCUUAGUUUAUUGAAUGAAAAGACAGAACUGAGUCUUUCAGAGAUUCAGUGAAGCCUUGUGAGAAAAAAACUUGAAAUACAACUUAGCCAAGAGAAAAUUAUGCAUUUAGAUGAAAAAACUGAUAACUUUUCAAUAUGAAGUCUUGUACAACAAGAGGAGAUCUGUACUUUGAAAGAAACAAUUGCACAACUUAAUAUGGAGAAGUCAUCUCUGCAAGACUGUGUGGGAAGGGAGAGGAUUUCUACUUUUCAGUAAAGCCUGGCAAUUAACGAGAAAAUUAUUUCAGAUUUCAAGAUUCUGAUUUCAGAGUUGGAGCAUUCCAAAAAGCAAGGAUGAAAAUUCAAGAUCAUUAUAAAUGAAGUCUCCAUCUCCAGCUUGCAUCAACAGCUGCACAACCAACAAAGAACUCAGACUAGCAAGAACAGAGAAUCAUUAGCUCAGGAGAAUGACAGAUUAAAAGUGAAUCUUUCUAAUAUUAAGCAAGAAAUUCAGGUACUAUAUAAAAAACUAGCAAAGUACCAAACUGAGCUUGAUGAUAUGAAGUUGAAAACCCAGGAUUCAAACAGAGAUCUCUUUGGGCUGAAGCAUGUGCUGAAGUCUAAAGUGAGUAUAAAAAUUAAAACUGUUGGGAGAGAGAGCUGUGAGCUCUUGGAGAAUUAUCACAAAGCCUGUGAACAAGGAGAAAGUUGGGAAACAAAUUACCAUGAAGCAGAAACAGGCUUUUCCUGUUAGACUGGCAGAUCAGUGCAGUCUGAGAGCCACAGUUGGAAAGGGAAAAUAGAGUCCCUGGAAACACAGAUGGAGCAAGGGAUCAUUCUUUCCACAGCAUACAAGUCUCCUAUUUCUGCCUUAAGCAGCUCUUGAGUGAAAAUGGGCGAGGGCCUUAAAAACAUACAUUAGGAGAGAGUCUCUGUACUUGCAAAUAUCACAUCUAUACCAGAACUUUGUGUUAAACUAGAUGCAACCAAAGAAUGAUUAAAUUAGCAUUUAGUUUCCACAGCAAAGAAGGUAGAAAGCAUAUCUAAGUGUGAGUCAAACCAUUCUGAAAUAGAGCUGGUAAGAAAAUAACUGGGAAAUGAAAAAGCAUCUAUGAAAAACCUGGAAUCUUUGCUUGCGUCCAAUUGUGAGAAUAAAUUUCGGUUGCAGAGAGCAAAGCAAGAGAAAGACUCUGAAAUUCAGUUUCUCAAGGAACAGCUUGCUUUAGUAGAAAGUAUUCUGUGAGUAAAUGACCAGGAAUUUUACCUCAGAAACAGAGCAGCUCAGUUAGAGUCAGAACUGGAUAUCACCAAAACACAGCUGGGGAUUGAGCGCUUUGAUAGGCAAGUAUAACUGCGGGAGCUUCAACAUCAGAGGUGUACAAAUUCACAUCAGUUAAGCUCUACAUUAAAAAUAUCAUGA